GGAAUAAUGACACUCAGCCGCGGCCCGUGUGACCUGGACAACAUGAGUCUGUUCCAAGACCUCAAGCUAAAGAGGCGGAAAGUUGACUCCAGAUGUAGUAGCGAUGGUGAGUCAGCUGCUGACACCAGCACGUCGUCGCCGGACCCAGGGCCACCGUCGCCGCGCAUGGCUGACGCGGGGUGCAGCACGCCACCACACCCGCCGCCCGUAUUUGACGGCGGCGGCUCACCUACACCAUCUCCCGCCUGCCACCCCACCGUCAUCCGAUCUGCGCCACCUUAUUCCUGUAUCAAGUUCGAGGGAGCACCAGCUCCCAUCAAGACGGAAAAUUCUUUAGCGAACAAGCACGAUGGGGUCAUUCCUUCGCAACUUUCUACCAUCAAAUCAGAAGGAACACCCCCUGAACUACCCCAGCCGUACAGACCACGUUCGGUGGUCCCACCGCCGUCUAGUUCCCACUCUUCCCUCACACCUGGACCGUGGCCAUCUACCGCUUGUAUCAACGGUGUCAAACCAGAAUUAAUAGGUGGUCAUUUUCCACCUCAACCAUUGGAACCUAAAGGCGGUGCUAGGGGAUCGACGCAAUGGCGAGGUGCACCAGCAGUUAUUAUGGGUGAAUCGGGUGGUGUUCGGACGAUGUUUUGGACUUUACCUGCUUCCUCUGCUACUAGUGAACCAGCUGCUAGUGCAUCGCAUACUCCAACGCCGCCGACACCAGAUCCUAGUACGUGUACAGAAGAAUCAGCAGCAAGAUUGCUUCUUAACUUGGGUGGAGAGUUAAGGCGACCGCGAGGACCGCCUUUAAAUAUGGAAUUACUUUGGGCGGGCGAUGUAUCACAGUUACCAGCGCACCAACAACUUCAUGCUUUGAACUUAAGCGCUGCUGCCGGCAGCAUGCCAGGUGCAUCCGCACUACCAGGGGCAAGCUCACUCAAUUUACAGAGGCCUGAAAUGCGAACUUAUGCACCAGAAACGGAGCGAGAUGAAGACGAUCAACCCAUGAUUUGUAUGAUAUGUGAGGAUAAAGCAACAGGACUACAUUACGGUAUAAUCACGUGUGAAGGUUGUAAAGGUUUUUUCAAAAGGACUGUACAAAACCGACGAGUUUACACGUGUGUUGCUGAUGGAGGCUGUGAAAUCACGAAAGCACAAAGAAAUAGAUGCCAAUAUUGCCGAUUUAAAAAAUGUAUUGAACAGGGAAUGGUAUUACAAGCUGUUCGUGAAGAUCGGAUGCCUGGUGGUAGGAACAGUGGCGCUGUCUACAAUCUAUACAAAGUUAAAUAUAAGAAAAAAAAGGCAGGCAAAGCAGCAACGGCAACAAGUCGAGCGUCGCCGCCUGAAAAACCAAAAGAACCUUUACCACCGCUCCCACCGCACCUCGUUAAUGGAACCAUACUUAAGACUGCAUUAACCAACCCUAGCGAGGUGCAACAUUUGAGAGCACAGCUUGAAAGCGCCGUAUCAUCAUCCCGAGAUCGUGCUAUACCUCUGGAACGAGCGUUACACAUGAUCCGGGCGUUGAUAGACUGUGACGCGAUGGAGGAUAUUGCGACUGUCCGACACUUACCAGACCUAUUACAUGACACGUCAGAAAUAGGCGACAAACUCUGUAAGAUCGGUGACUCAAUCGUCCACAAGAUGGUGGCGUGGACGAAAAAGUUACCGUUCAUCAUGGAGAUACCUAUGGAAAUACAUUCAAAAUUAUUAAUGGAGAAGUGGCACGAGAUCUCAGUACUAACAACGGCGGCGUACCAGGCGAUGCAUGGGAAGCACGCUCACGCGCCGCCUUCAUCGGACCACGAACAUGAUUUUAUGCAAGAGGUUAAUGCCAAUCUGCGGACGUUACAAAAUUGCCUAACAUCAUUGAUGGGGAGACCCAUCACGUUGGAACAGCUGCGACUUGACGUCGGGCUGGUGGUGGAGAAAAUGACGCAGAUCACGUGUGUGUUCCGACGCAUCCAGCUCAGGAUGGAGGAGUACGUUUGUCUCAAGGUCUACAUACUGUUAAAUCAAGAAGUAGAACUGGAAGGCAUCCAGGACCGCUACGUGCAGGUGCUACGGAGUUACCUCGAGCACGCGGCGCCCCACCACCCUGGCCGUCUCCAAGAACUCUUUGCCAGAAUACCUGAAAUCCAAGCCGCAGCGAACCUCCUUCUCGAAAGCAAAAUGUUUUACGUACCUUUCGUAUUGAACUCUGCUGAGAUCAGAUAGUACAUGGCGCAGCAGGGUGUCUAGUUCUCGAUGUACGAGAGACUGGCCCCCCACCCGCAACCCCGCUGCACCCUCGUCUUAUGAUUACCGCACACCAAGCUGUGUUCACCAGUCCAGCACAAGAGUUCGUACAAAUAUUCCUAACGCUCGGCUCCCGACAAUAACGUCACAUAGUUGACGAUAACAACGAGGUUAUAUUCGAUGCUGCGAACUCAAAUUAGCUGAUUACAUCUCUGUAUAUUUGGAGCGGCACAAGUUUGAAUUUAAAAGACGAGCAUACGGAAUGUUGAUGGAGUGUUCCAGACUUCAGUGUAAACCUGAUCAAACUCGAUCGCGGCGCAAUAGUGAUGGGUUCGAGUGUAAAGAAAGACAGUGCGGUAUUAUAUACCCAUUUUGAGUCGAUGAGUGUAUUGGUAUAAUGUUUAGUAGAGGAAUUAAAACGUCCCAAUUGACAGACUGAUUUAUUAUAAAAUACCUAGUGAUUAAGUAUCAGGGACUUGAAUGCGUGUUUUAUACGUGGUAGUGUAUACUAAUUAGUGUUAAAUAGAAUAAAAUAUAUGAUUAUGUUACUAUUUAAUGUUUGUCAGUCGAAAAAUCGCAUAAUAUAUAAAUAUAAUAAUUAUUUCUGUAAAUAUAGAGCGUAGUUUACAAAAUAAACGUUGUUUUUAGACAGAAUUGUUUCUUGUAAAUGAAAUAUUGCUGUUUUUGUUUGCAUUUUAUAUCGUAUAGGUAUCCACUAGCGUUUAAAUUCGAUCGGAAGGAAACUUUCUAAUUUAAUUUUAUAUGACUUGUUUGUAAAUUAGGUAAGUAAGUAGCACUAAGUACGUACCUACUCUCAGUGUUUACCAAGACUGCUUGUAUACAACUAUUAAUCUUUUAUACACUAAUUUAUAGUGGUCUCGCUCGGUUCUUAAUAGUCACAACUAAUGCAUUUUUAUUACCAAUAUUUCGCAUAACACUUACGCAUGUUACUACUAUGUUUCUAUGUAAAUAGAACCACAUCUCAUUCUAAUUAGCUUUAAGCAACCGUAGACUGUUCUGUCUGCACUAGCGUGUGCUAUGGUUUCUUUUAAAUGCUAUGCUCUAUGUUAUUCUAACCGACCGAGAUUCUGUUCUUGAGGUGCUUCAAGUUAUACUUUGCUUCCUUUGAUGUGUUCAUAUUUUCGCGCUCAAUCUGUCGUUCUAUUCGACGAUCCAAUUAAAGUGUAUUAUAAAAAAUUAUAUGUUUCAUAGAUCAUUAAUUUCAUUCAUUAAUAUUUUAAUAAAUAUCAUUUGAGUUUGGUUUUAAUCUUGAGAUGAAACGAUUGUAUCAUCUCAAGAUUAUUAGUGCUAACGUAUAAAUAAUUUGGAAUAAAAAUUUUGCAAGAUACUGAGCGCCACAUAUUUACAAUAGAUAUUAGGCUACACGAUUAUUUUUCAUAAUUCACAAAUAAACACUGACUAGAAUUUAUUUUAUCGACAGUUAAAGUUUCUAACUUGAUCAUACUUACAAUUAUUUUUAUAAAAGCGGAACAUACACCUUGUUCAAUAUUUUCCAUACCAUCAUCUCUAGAACAUGUCAUCACUGAUAGCACAAUAAAAUAACGUUAGUAUAUCACAUCAUAUAAAAUAAAUAUACGAACUACUAAUACUAACUAUUAUAAUUAAUCAUCAUUAAAUUAUAUCAUAGUUAACAUUUCUUAUCAUAUAACUCGGUAUCAAACAAUAUACUAAGUCAUAAUACAAAUAAUACUUAUAUUUAAAAAAGAAACUCAUCUCAAUUGGUCCUAAGUGAUAAUAGAUUCCGAUCUUAAUACUGUCAGUAAUCACUGCCUUGACUUUUUAAAGUUGUUUGCCGUUAUCGUUAUAAACUCGUAUUAAAGGUUAAUAUUAAAUUGUAAUAAACGUUCCAUCAACGGUGAACAGUUACCAUUAGCUGUAGGAGGGCGUUUGCUCUGUUAAAAUUAAGUAAUACAACCAAAAAGUUCGUUCUAGGGACUUAGGUUCUAGUUAACAAAUGGUGUAUGCCUUAGCGUUGUCUAAAUUCGAUGUCAACAUUAUAAUAGAGAUAUAUAUUUUUUUUUGUAUACUUUAAAUAAACAUUUUUCUCUAAUAAAGGGUUAACAAUUUCGGAAUCCUGUUACCUGAAUGUGCGACACACGUCCGUUCCUCUUCUUGUUACCAUUAAUUAAGAGUUAGCAAUUAUUAAUGUGUUUGUAAAUUGUAAGUAAUUAGUUUGAAUACAACCAGUUAUGAUACUGCCAUCAAAUGCCUAAAUAGUUUGUCAGUUAAUUUUGUUAUAAUUUACGUACGUCUAGUUAAGUUAAUGAUGUUGGUGAAAUUAUUAGUUAAAUUUUGUGAUAAGUAUGUGAAUGUGAUACGUAUCAAUUCACAUUUAAUAUCGGUCUCACCGCCCAUGUUUUUAUUUCACCAUUUACGGGUCGGUGAACACGACAAUUCGAUAACUAUAUUAAUUUAUUCAUUUCUAUCUAACUUAAUUAAAUGUAAUUAAUUAGUUUGUAAAUGCACCAUCAGGACGACGGUGGUAAAUCUAAAGUCUGAGGUAAAGAUGCCUUUAUAGAUUUUUAAACAAUUAAUGACGGAAAUCGUAAAUAAAAAUAACUAUAAUCGCGAAACGUGCAUCGUUCUACUAAUAUGUAAAUGCUAAUGUAAGUAAUAUUGACACUUAUUUUGUUAGUAGCUUAGUGUUAAGGCGAAAAUAACGGCAGUCUAUCAGUGGGAAUUUUAGAUUUUUAAGGAUGUUAUUGGCAUUGUACAAACGAUAGUGUUGUUAAUUAAAUUAAACUAUCAAAUUGGCGCAUUACUGGCGAGUACCUAAUUAGUAUAGUACUUGAGUAGCCCAAAGAGGCUAGACAUGUAAAUAAAAAAAAAACUGUUACAUGUAAAAUGGCCACUCGCUUUCCGUUGCCCUUCUGGAUAUUUUUACUUGAGGAUCAUAGGCUUUUUCGCCUUUUUAAUGUGACAUUUUGAAACUUUUGCACUUUAAACGUAACGAAAAUAGUACAGAAUGCAAUAAGACAUGGUGAUAGUUCAAUGAUUUGCUUCUGCUUACAGUUUUCUUUGAACUAUAAUCGAUCAUCUCAUUAGUGUGUACGAUCUAGCUUGACCGUCGAGCAUAGUUUAGUUGUCACUACAAUAUAAAGAAAUAAAUCAUUCAAUGAAAAAUACACUUUGUACAAAAUAUAAAACAGAAGAAUUACUUCAGUUCAUCAAAAAUAUUUUCGUAAACUUACAAAUUUAAAUAAAACCGGAACAGCUCUAAAAGUCAAAAUAAUUUUAUUAUUACUUAUAAAAUGUAUAACUCUUUAUGUACGCGACACUAACUGCUCAGCCAACGGUCAGUAGUUAAUACUGCGAAAAUAUUUUGACUGAUAUUAGUAAAUAAACAUAAUAUAUUAUUACGUAUAAGUGUGUAACAAAAACUUAAUGCAUUUCACAGUUUCUUUACAAUCCAUAAGAAAAUUACGUCUAUAAGAUAUCGUGACGAAAUAUUUUCACAUUCAUAGUGUAAGAUAAGGUUUGUUGUGUAUAAAAUAAUAGUGUUUCAUGUAUUUCGGGUAAAAGAGGGUUGAAAUGUGUACAUUAGACAUUGUAAUAAAAUAGUUAUAAAAGAAUACGUGUGUAACGCCGUAAAAGAAUAUAUAUUUGGAAAUGUUGAAGAGUGUUUGUUGUAUGUAAUACUUAAUUACAAAUAACAGAUAGAUAUUUGAACUCUAUUAGAUAUCUGUUCUACAAAUUAUUUUAUUCAGGUACAUAAAAUUACCUAUCAAAUACAGUUUUAGUUACAGUCAACAAACAAACACGUAAAGCUUAACGUGUUGAUUUUAUUUAUGCGAAAAAAAAAUAUUGUUUACAGAUAAUUAAAUGCCUACAUACUUUAAACUUUUAAUCUCUAUUAUAUUUUUAUCUAUGAUACUAUCCAUCAUUGUACCCACUAAAAGUAAUAAUGAGAGAAAAAAACAGCAAAUAGAGAAAGGAGAUUUAAUAAAAAAUAUCACAUCACAAAUUAACUUAACAAUAACAUGCACUUAAAAUAGCUACAAGGGAGUUGUGUGGUUGAGUGUGCUAUAUUCACGUAUUUAGUUGGGCUCGCUCAAUACCAAGACUUAUUGCUUUCCGAACUAGCAUACUUAUAUGUUAAGUAUUAUUGUAACCUAAGGGUUCUUAUUUACUUGUAGUGAAUCACAAUUAGUUGCUGAUCGCAGUACUGUUCUCGUUGGAUCUAAGGCUGUUUAUAAACGACCAAGUUUUGGGGUACAUGUGAACUAAGAAUAGGAUUAUCGCGAUGUCGUUUUAAUAUCGCUACUUGCGUAGUGAAAAAUAAUAUCACGACAGUUCUAAUUUUUGUUAUCCGCGUUUGCUAUGUAUGUAAAGAACUUUAACUCGUUUGUGGUGCGCCGCGUGUUAGUCAAUGGAAUGCAUACGGUUUGCCAAGAGAAGUUACCUACAGUUGUGUUUAGUUAGCGAUGCAUAACAUGUUUGUACUUUAAUUUGUUUUUUAGUUAUACUCUUGGAAAUCAAUGGUUAAUAAUUUAAGAAAAUAAAAUGUAUGUC
Messenger RNA from Diatraea saccharalis (sugarcane borer), 6765 nucleotides. The record is from the annotation of a GenBank genome assembly. NCBI's taxonomy places the organism in Eukaryota, Metazoa, Arthropoda, Insecta, Lepidoptera, Crambidae.